Messenger RNA from Durio zibethinus, 2221 nucleotides. RefSeq names its product wall-associated receptor kinase-like 8. The record is from RefSeq and is a predicted model, not a curated record. Lineage: Eukaryota; Viridiplantae; Streptophyta; Magnoliopsida; Malvales; Malvaceae. Gene Ontology annotation, cellular component: plasma membrane. Gene Ontology annotation, biological process: protein phosphorylation; cell surface receptor signaling pathway. Gene Ontology annotation, molecular function: polysaccharide binding; calcium ion binding; ATP binding.
AGGCAUGUUUUCGUUAAAGCAUCCUUUGCCGAAGCUCCAAUGGCUCGUCUUGGCAACAUCUAUGGUAUCAGCUGUAGUAGCUGUGGAAGAACAACCCAAGGCGCCUAAACACUGCAGUUCCAGUUGUGGGCAUCUUAAAAUUCCUUACCCUUUUGGCGUAGAAAAGGGAAGCUAUCUAAAGGGAUUUCGCAUUACUUGCAACACUUCCCAAAACCCAGCAAAAGCAUUUUUAGAUGCUACGAAAUAUGAGGUAGUAAACAUUUCUUUAGCUGAAAAUCGGGUACGAGUAAGGAAUUCUGUCCCUGCAUCUGUGACUCACACCUGCUUGGCACUCAAUGGAUCCGAAACUCAUGGACAGACAACCAUGAUUAAUUUGACUGAUACUCCGUUCGCACUGUCUCAAAACAAGUUCGUUGUAACUGGAUGUAACUCUCUGGGCAUCAUCAAACUUGGAAAGAGAGAGCUUCUCACUGGGUGCCUCUCUUUGUGUCACGUUAAGCGCGAGGACAAGACUAACGGAUCUUGCUCUGGGAUUGGGUGCUGCGAGGUCCCUAUUACUGAUCGUCUUAAAAUAGUCGAAACGAUUGUGAGUAACAUUUUCAAUGAAUCAAAAAUAAAGGAAGUGCUUAAUGAAACAAAGAUCUCGAUGCCCUAUCGUUGUGGAUCUGCUUUCUUAGUGGACCAACACAACUAUAGUUUCGAGGCAUCUGAUCUUGAUGAUGAGCAUAAAAUUUUUACUAAGAUACAGCAUUCUACAGUGGUUCUUGAUUGGACUGUGAGCAACCACACUUGCAAAGAAGCUAAAAGAGACUCGAACACUUAUGCCUGCAAGGGGAAUAGCGACUGUGUGGAUUACAAAGUAAAGGAUAGUCAAGGCUAUAGCUGCAGUUGCAAAAAAGGUUACCAAGGGAACCCUUAUUGUAGUCCGGGAUGCCAAGACAUCGAUGAGUGCAUUAACAAUCCAUGUGAAGGCAAUCAUAAGUGUAUUAAUACACCGGGAAGUUAUCAUUGCAAGCAAUUUCUUUCUCAGCUGCUCCUGCUUGUUCUAGCUUUCGUCAGUGUUUUGGUUCUGCUUCCGUUAGUGUUUUCCACUUACUUCUUCUUAAAGAGAAGAAGACUAAUCAAGCUCAGAGAAAAGUUCUUUCUUGAAAAUGGGGGACUAUUAUUGCAGCAGAAAAAUUCUUCCGGUCAAAGUGCUGUUGAGACAACAAAAAUUUUUACGGCCAAGGAGUUGGCAAAGGCCACCGACAAUUAUUCUAAGAGUCGAAUCCUCGGCGAAGGAGGGAAUGGAACGGUCUAUAAAGCUAUCAUAGGAGACAAUCAAAUAGUUGCUGUCAAGAAAUCGAAAAUAGAGACUCGUUCCCAAAUUGAACAAUUUAUCAAUGAAGUUGUUGUUGUUAGCCAAAUCAACCACCGCAACGUAGUCAAGCUCUUGGGAUGUUGUUUGGAGACUGAAGUCCCUUUACUGGUCUACGAAUUUGUCCCCAACGGAAGCCUUCACUAUCACAUUCACAAUUCCGAAAAGGCAGGCGCAAUAUCCUGGGACAUUCGUCUAAGGAUCGCCACAGAAACUGCUAGCGCACUUGCUUACCUUCACUCUGCAGCCUCGAUUCCAAUCAUCCAUCGAGAUGUCAAAUCUGCCAACAUAUUACUCGAUGAAAAUUACAUUGCCAAAGUGUCAGAUUUCGGAGCUUCAAGGUUGAUUCCUAUCGAUAAAACUCAAAUUACUACAUUAGUCCAAGGUACAUUUGGUUACUUGGACCCCCAAUAUUUCCAGACAAGCAAGUUGACAGAAAAGAGUGAUGUUUAUAGCUAUGGGGUUGUGUUAGUGGAACUACUCACUGGUGAGAUACCAGUAUCUUUUGCAAGACCAGAGCCUGAAAGAAACCUAUCUUCUUACUUCAUUUUAUCAAUGCAACAGGAUCGUCUCCUCCAGAUCCUAGAGCCCGAACUUGCAAACGAGGAGAAUAGAGAAGAACUGAUAGCAGUUGCUCACCUGGCUAUGAGAUGUCUGAUGUUGAGGGCGGAUGAAAGACCUUCAAUGAAAGAAGUGCUUAUAGAGCUGAUAGAGUUGAGAAAACUUGAGAAACAUCCAUGGGGUCAAGCUAACUGUGGGCAGGCUUUGAGCUUGUUGCAUGAACAAGCAGAAUUAUACCGGCUCACAGUUCAUCAUCAAAUACUAAAUACAGUGGCACACCAACAAACCUGUCACUUUCAUUAG